Molecule: messenger RNA, 435 nt
Organism: Entrophospora candida
Lineage: Eukaryota; Fungi; Glomeromycota; Glomeromycetes; Entrophosporales; Entrophosporaceae
Source: the annotation of a GenBank genome assembly
AUGUCUCGCAAAUCUAAAAAUAACAGACGUAGAACUCAAGGAAGAUUCACUGAUAAUCCUAAGCAGGAUAUGGGACAAUCCCCAAUCCCAUUGGGUAUGGGCGGGUGGGGCUUUGAUGUUAAAAUUUCAGUUGAAGAACUUGAUGAAACAUUUAACCGAAUUGCUUUAUCAAUUACCAAUGGAAAUGAUCUUUUUGGACAAGAUGAUAAUCUUGAAGAUGUUAGUCAUCUUGAUGAUAAUUGUGAUGAAGAGGUUAUAAAUUUGGAUGGUGUUAAUGAUAGCCAUUUAAUUAUUACUGAAAGCAUUGAUUUGAAUUCAAGUUUAUUGUCUAAUAAUAAUAUUUUAUCAAAUGAAAUUUAUGAAGAAAAUGUUAUUGAUCAUGAAGAUACAAAUUUUGACAUUGAUGAAUUGUUAGAUAAUCAUAAUUUUGAUUAA